GGACGACUUAUUGUAGCACCAUUGGUCCCAUCUUGGUUUGAGAGUGAAGAGAGAGCAAAGCAAAACGUCCAUAUUACCGCUGCUUUGUCAGCACUUUUAACGGUGAUGGACCCUCCUGGUGGGGGAGAUGAACGACGGAGACAGGCAGAGCGUCUUCGACGGGAGGAGGCGUACUAUCACUUCAUUAAUGAACUGAGUGAAGAGGAGUAUCGCCUAAUGAGAGACGGCAACCUCCUUGGCACCCCUGGGGAGGUGACUGCUGAGGAGCUCAGACAGCGCCUUGAUGGUGCAAAGGAGCGUAUGUCGUCUCAGCCCCGGACUGAGCAGCGACCUCAGACUGCUGAUUCUGGUGAACAGCAGGGCAGCAGUGCUGAGGGAGAGGAUAGAGGGGCUGGAGCUAGACGAGUGGCAGGGGGCACAGAGCCUGGAGCAGAAACUUCAAAUGGGGAUUCAUUACUUGAGUGGCUGAACACUUUCAGACGUACAGGUAAUGCAACUCGCAGUGGGCAAAGCGGCAACCAGACAUGGCGGGCCGUCAGCCGGACCAACCCUAAUAGUGGAGAAUUCCGCUUUAGCCUGGAAAUCAACAUCAACCACGAUCAGCCGGAGCCAGGCGAGCAUAAUGAAACAGGCGACACUACAGAGAUGCCAGUGCCUGCGUCAAACACAGCUACAUCCUCAAUACGCACCGCUUCCUCUUUCUCCACCACUCGUCCCUCAGCUACACCAAGACCAGCCCCAUACCCUACCCCACGCCCAGCCCUCAGCAGGAGGAUGCAGACACGUCGCACACGCAGCAGCACUACCACUCUUUCUAUGAACCCCCCUGCCCUUCCUGCACUAGUUGCCGUCCCUACUGCUCCUCAGAGGAGAGGUGGUACUUUGCACUCUUUAGCAACCCCUCUCACUAAUUCCAACCCUCCUCUUGACCAAACAACAGCUUUGCAGCAUCAAGCCCAGAAUGCUGAUGUAGAGGAGGGUCGUGAUGAUGUAUCUGCCUCUAUAGACUGCCCUCGUGUGUCACCCCAGUCCGGAUCUCAGGCCCCAGCAGUGGGUCACGAGUCACGGGGUAGUAGGACUAGAUCACGUGGACGUGCACGCAGGGCGGCAGGGGGAGGUGGGGUUUCAUCCCGCCUUUCAAGGCGGAGCCGUUCACCAUUGCAAAGAACACCCCAUGCCAGUACCGCUCCACCAUCAAGCAGUGUCAGUGGCUCUAGUAUCAACACUGUUGAGCCAAGCAGUGGCACAAGCUCUGUUUCCAUGGAAACAGGGGAGACUGUGGCAGAACCUGCAGCUCUAACGGAGCCAGUCGUAGAGACAAUAGAACGUGAGAGUGAGUCGCAUGUUAUAGGAGCAGGAAGUUCAGGGGUGCGACGGCACCCAACCAUCAUGCUGGACCUGCAGGUGAGAAGGAUUCGACCAGGUGAAAACCGUGAUCGUGACAGCAUUGCUAGCAGAACCCGUUCGCGUGCUCGCGUUGCUGAGAACACUGUCACAUUUGAAAGUGACAGUGGUGGAUUUAGACGGACCAUUUCCCGCUCUGAGCGAGCUGGUAUCCGCACCUAUGUGAGCACUAUCCGUAUUCCGCUGAGACGCAUAAGUGAGACAGGCCUGGGAGAGCCAAACUCCACUGCACUGCGUUCCAUCUUGCGCCAGAUCAUGACUGGAUUUGGGGAGUUGAGCUCCCUAAUGGAGACUGAAGCUGAUUCUGAAACUGUUGCACCAAGCCACACGGAUGCCAGUGGAAUUAAUGGUAACACCAACCCAGCCAGUCGUCUACAUACAAAUGAGAGCACAGCUGGCCAGGUUGGUCCUGGUGGGGUUGAUCAGGAGAGGGUAGGGCUAGUGGGAAAUGAAGAGGACCACAGUGGCCAGGCCAGGCUUGGAGGAGGGGUAGUGAGCACCACUGAGGGUCGGACCGCCAGCAGAGACACCAACAACCUGGUAGAAAAUGGGACUCUGCCCAUCCUGCGGCUAGCACAUUUCUUCCUGCUCAAUGAUGAGGAGGAUGAUGAACACCCAAGGGGCCUGACCAAAGAGCAGAUUGACAAUCUAUCCACUCGUACCUAUGGUCAGGCCAGCCUAGAGGGGGAGCUGGGCCGUGCGUGCAGUGUCUGUAUCAACGAGUAUGCUCAAGGCAACAAGCUGCGCCGUCUGCCCUGCUCUCAUGAAUUCCACAUCCACUGCAUUGAUCGCUGGCUCUCUGAAAACAACACUUGUCCCAUCUGCAGGCAGCCCAUUCUGGCUGUGCAUCAUGACUGACCUAUUUGCUUAAAAAUACAACUAUCAUGUUCCUGGCUGGCUAAACUGAGCAGUCCCAAGUGGGAUUUGCAUGUACAUAGUGCUUUCAUGGUUUAAUUUCUUUGAAAGUAUCCAUAGUGUUGAAGUUGAAGAAGGUGGAACCAAAAGUGCGGAAAAAAAGAAACUAUAAAUGCAGAGAAUUAACCAAACUUUAUUUUUUUAGACUCUUUGUUUUCAGCAAGUUAAUGUUUUAUUUCUUCCCAAAUUCUAUUCCACUGGUCUCUGUCACAAAGCUUCAGUGGCAUCUGGCAAUGGAUGGCAUUGAUGUUGAAGGAGCUCCGGUAGCUGCUGCUGACUCGUCUCACAUUAAUGCUUAGAUGUCCAUAAAUGUGACAUAUUUUUGUUACACUUGGACUACAUAAAUCCCUUCUAGACUAGAUUUAUUAUGCCUAAGCUGUAAAUAACUCACCACUGCUUGGAACUAAGGGUUUGGAAGAAAGAAGUUCCUUUAAUGGAAUCUGAAGAAUGGAAGCAGGAGACUUUGUUUUUUAGUCAUAAUUUUUAAAGCUUCAGUAUACAUUUUAAAGUGUCCCUUUAAAGUUGGUUGAGAAAUGUUUGAUUUAUUGAGAUGUCUGUGAGCUACCUGUUAAUUUUCAAAUGAGUUUUAUUCUGUAUCUUUAUUAUUGUUUGUUUAUUGAGCCCUCAUCUUACACUUGACUAAUUUUAUUGCAAUACAAAAUUUUUCCAUGAAAAUUCUCAACUGAAACCAGACACUUUAGAUCAAUUCCCAUAUGAGCAGCACAAUUGAAAGAAAAUGCUGAAAGCAUUGGAUAAUCAGGAAUUCAGAGUUGUAAUUUAGUAAGAGUUGUGCAAUACAGAGAGAAAAGACAGUAUUGUUUGUUUUACUGUUUAUUGUUGUUUACAUUGUAAUGCCUGAUUGUCAUCUCCACUAAAAAAACAAAGCUUUGUCAACCCUGAAAUCAAUGUUUCCUCUUGGUUCCUGAUGCUUUUUUUAAAUCCAUACCUACCAGAUACUCUGGGAUCUGUGUCACCGAGUAAUAUUUGUGAAAAUAGCCAAGCAAAUACCAGGAACUUAAGGUUACAUUUUUUUAGAGUUUAUGCAAUUUCCAGCUAAGUCUGCGGAAAAAACGCUGAUGUUUGAGCAUCUAUUGCAGUUAGUUUCCUUAAAUAAGAAUCUUUUAACAAUACAUUUCUUUCUUAAUCAAGCGGUUAGUGCAAUGGCUGCUGCCUGUUUCAGUUCCAGUACCAGUCCUGAAUGAGGCAGUGUUAGUAACAUGUAUUCUUGUAUGCUCUUUUGGGUUGUUUUUACAUAACUUGCACAGAUAUUGGCAUUCAUAGUGUAGCAUAGAUUGAUUAUUUAGCUCAAACACUAUCAGUGUGUUGCUGCCAGGGUAACUAUGUGCAUCGACAACAGUAAAAAAAUAAAAACAAUAAAUGGAGCUACAACAUUUCUGCAGGUCAAAUGUCACUUGUACUACUGCAGUAAUAAUGCAGUAUAAUACAUCAGAAAGUGUGAGAGUGGGAUAAAUGUUCUUUUUUAGGGGCUGGGUGGGGGUGUAAUUGUGUGUGCAUGUGAGUUUGUAAGAGUGCUUUAGGAAAGGCUCAGUGUCCCAAAACCUGGUUUUCAGAAAGCUUGUGUCCACCUCUGGGACCUGAUGAGGGUUGUGGCCACAGUUCAGAAGUGAAUAUUUAUUCUGUUCAUAUUUGAAAAAGAUGGAAAUCAACUUUUGAAAUAUGAAUAUGUAUGAUGUUAUAAUAUGAUAAGAGUAAAAACAGUUAAGCUAAAUAUGUUACUAUGUAAUAAAAUGAAGAUAUUGGUUUUCUCCACUGCUCCUUAACAAUGGAAUAAAAUGCAGCUUUGUUAUG
Molecule: messenger RNA, 4128 nt
Organism: Cheilinus undulatus (humphead wrasse)
Lineage: Eukaryota; Metazoa; Chordata; Actinopteri; Labriformes; Labridae
Gene: rnf6
Product: ring finger protein (C3H2C3 type) 6
Exons: 4
Coding region: 106-2262 (718 amino acids)
Biological process (GO): positive regulation of DNA-templated transcription; protein ubiquitination; ubiquitin-dependent protein catabolic process
Cellular component (GO): cytoplasm; nucleoplasm
Molecular function (GO): ubiquitin protein ligase activity
Source: RefSeq, a predicted model, not a curated record